This is a messenger RNA of Glycine soja, 1470 nucleotides long. RefSeq names its product bZIP transcription factor 11-like. Gene Ontology annotation, molecular function: DNA-binding transcription factor activity; transcription cis-regulatory region binding. NCBI's taxonomy places the organism in Eukaryota, Viridiplantae, Streptophyta, Magnoliopsida, Fabales, Fabaceae. Gene Ontology annotation, biological process: positive regulation of DNA-templated transcription. Gene Ontology annotation, cellular component: nucleus. The record is from RefSeq and is a predicted model, not a curated record. The transcript has a single exon. The coding region runs from base 742 to 1224 and encodes 160 amino acids.
UCUCGGAUUUCAUAAUUGAUAAUUAAUUAAUUUCACCAACUUGUUGGCUUUUUUAGUUCUAUAAAUUCCCCGCUUGAAUCACACAGAGUCCUCUCUUCCACUCUCUCCCUCUUUCCUAUCACACUUUCUAGAUAGCUAGCCUGUAAGAUAUAUAGAUAUUUCAUAUAUAUCCUAUGGUCCGUGAGUGCCCUUGUUCUGUACCAACCCUUUCUUCCACAUGUUGAGUUUCAGCAUCGUCCUCUCUUGAGUCCCCAUAUCAAAUACCCACCGAAUUCAACCCCCCAUAUAACAAAUCUCCUCCCAUCCCAUUUUUCAGCACCAAAGUUUGAAACUUUUCUCAAUUGGGUUGAGGAGAGUUUGACUCAAAUUUUUAUUUUUCUAACGAAGCAGUAGCUAUUAGAAGUGCAAAAAUUAAAUGUCCAACAUCUUCUUGUUGAUGUUUGAGAUUCAUGUAUCCGAUUCUCAGUGAAAUCUUCUUUUCCGGGUGUAUGAUCAAUUCCACUGUUAGGCGCAGGACCCAUUUAGUUCAAUCCUUCUCAGUUGCUUUCCUCUAUUGGUUGUACUACGUUUCAUGAUUUCUAAACCUUCCUUAGUCUAAUAAUCAUCUACUACUAGUUAUUAUUAUCAUCAUCAUAUAUAAUAAAAUCUAUCUGCAAUAUUAUUUUUCUGAGUUUGUGUCUAGUUAGUGUCUGGGUCCUGGUCCUGCCAAUUGUGUCAAUUAAUUGUAUUAAAUCAUAAAAGAUGGCUUCCUCAAGUGGAACAUCUUCAGGGUCAUCUCUGCUUCAGAACUCUGGUUCUGAGGAGGAUUUGCAGGCGGUGAUGGAUCAGAGAAAGAGGAAGAGAAUGAUAUCAAACCGCGAAUCUGCACGGCGAUCUCGCAUGAGGAAGCAGAAGCACUUGGACGAUCUUGUUUCCCAAGUGGCUCAGCUCAGAAAAGAGAACCAACAAAUACUCACAAGCGUCAACAUCACCACGCAACAGUACCUGAGCGUUGAGGCUGAGAACUCGGUGCUUAGGGCUCAGGUGGGUGAGCUUAGUCACAGGUUAGAGUCUCUGAAUGAGAUCGUUGACGUGUUGAAUGCCACCACUGUGGCGGGUUUUGGAGCAGCAGCAACAUCGAGCACCUUCGUUGAGCCAAUUAAUAAUAAUAGCUUCUUCAACCCGUUGAAUAUGGGGUAUCUGAACCACCCUAUUAUGGCUUCUGCGGAUAUAUUGCAGUAUUGAGAUCCAUGGUCUCUGAGUCUGAGAUUUGAUGAGGAUUUCUUCUUCUUCUUCUAGGUUUGAGUCUGUUGAGAAAUUGUAAUCACUACCAUAUGGUGAUAAGGAAUAAUAAUAAUGAAUGUGUAUCGUAAAACUGAUGGGAUUGUUGGGUGCUGGUUCUGUAAAUGUGGCAUGGGCCAUUACUGUAAUUUGUCACCCUCCUUUCCUAUAUUAUUAUAAUAAUAAUAUUGACCUACUUCUCUGUCUUGA